AUGUCAUCCGCAACUUACCAAAUCGAAAAGCCCGUCCGUAGUGACUUCGAGGAGUGGUCGAAAUUAUUCCACGACUACAUCGCUUUCUACAACUCGAAAAUCGAAGAGGAGCAAUAUGCGAGGACCUUUGACCGCAUCAUUGAGGGAAAGAACGGGCUGCGAGCCCUAGUCGUGAGACAGGUGCAUGGAGAUGUAAAGAAAUUGGUGGGAAUCGCCCAUUUCUUUCCUGAACAAACGCCUUGGAGCGAGAAGCAGAUUCUUCUAUUGAACGAUUUAUUCGUUGAUCCUUCUGUUCGCGGUGCUGGUCUAGGACGGAAACUGACACAAGCUGUGGCGGAUGUUGGAAAAGAGAUGGGCUGCUCGCGAGUCCAGUGGGUGACGAAGCAUGAUAAUACCACUGCUCGCAAGCUUUACGACACGUUGGCCGAGACCCAAUUUGUUCAGUAUAGAAUGAACUUGCAAUAG
Messenger RNA from Fusarium sp. VM40, 465 nucleotides. The record is from the annotation of a GenBank genome assembly. Lineage: Eukaryota; Fungi; Ascomycota; Sordariomycetes; Hypocreales; Nectriaceae.